This is a messenger RNA of Colletotrichum navitas, 2079 nucleotides long. RefSeq names its product DnaJ domain-containing protein. Lineage: Eukaryota; Fungi; Ascomycota; Sordariomycetes; Glomerellales; Glomerellaceae. The record is from RefSeq and is a predicted model, not a curated record. Bases 341 to 1603 code for a protein of 420 amino acids. Gene Ontology annotation, cellular component: endomembrane system. The transcript is spliced from 4 exons.
CUUUAGCCAUUGCGCUGCCUCGCACCCCGGCUGAAGCCAGAGGCGAGAAAAAGCUCCCUUGCCCACGGGAAAUUCCAUCUCGUGCAUCUCUCCCGAAGAGACCACAUAUCCCAAUCGCAAUUUUGUGGGAGAAAUUUUUCGAUUCUUGUCCGUCACAGACAAGGUGGAACUUAGUGGGCGGGACGUUGUCAAUUCGAUUAAGCACAUUGCCUCGAAUUCCUUGGGCAUAGAAGAGCGAAAAGACUCACGGUUUGACUUCGACACUCCCUCAUCCUUUGGCCAUCUCGCGCCGCCCUCCCUCCGUCCACAUCAGGCAUCAACUGGACUCACCGCCGCCGCCAUGAAGUUCAGCAACAUUCUGUCCCUCGGCCUGUUGGUCAUGUCGCCCCUGGCCGCGGCUUGGAGCAAGGAAGAUCGCGAGAUUUUCCGCAUCCGCGAUGAGAUCAGGGCCCACGAGGCAAACCCCGACCAGACAUUCUACGACCUUUUGGGCGUGAAGAACAGCGCCAGCAUCGACGAGAUCACCAAGGCCUACCGCAAGAUCUCUCGCACCCUCCAUCCUGACAAGGUCCGCCAGCAGAUCAUCGCCGAGCGCACCAAGGCCAAAAAGAAGGGGAACAAGGAGCCCGGUGUCAACGUGCAGAAACCCCCCACUCAGAAAGAGAUCAAGGCUGCCGUCAAGAUCGCCUCGGAACGCCAGGCUCGUCUGGGUCUUGUGCGCAAACUCCUUAGCGGCCCUGAACGCGACCGCUACGACCACUUCUUGAAAAAUGGCUUCCCGGCUUGGAAGGGCACCAACUACUAUUACAACCGCUACCGUCCCGGCCUGGGUACCGUGCUCUUCGGCGUCUUCCUCAUGGGUGCCGGCGCGUUCCACUACAUCGCUCUGUACAUGUCUUGGAAGCGCCAGAAGGACUUUGUCGAGCGUUACAUCAAGUUUGCGCGCAACGCUGCGUGGGGCGACAACCUCAGCAUCCCCGGCAUCGAUUCGACACCGGCGCCUGCCCCUGCCCCGGCGGCCGACGACGAGGAGGGUCCCCAGCAGCCGAUGAACCGCAAGCAGCGCCGUAUGCAGGAGCAGGUCGCCCGGAGAGAGGCCGCCAAAGAGCGCGGAGGCCGGUCCCGCAAGCCUGCCGCCGCCGGCAGCGGCACCGCCACUCCCCGUGAGGCACCCACCGCCCAGAGUGGCCCUACCGGCUCCAAGAAGCGCGUUGUGGCCGAGAACGGCAAGAUUCUGGUGGUCGAUUCGCUCGGCGAUGUCUACCUCGAGGAGCAGGACGAGGAUGGCAACACGGAGCAGUACCUUCUUGAUCCCAAUGAACUGCCUCAACCCACCAUCCGCGACACCGCGCUCGUCCGUCUCCCCAUCUGGGCCUACAACCGCACCGUCGGCCGCGCUCUCGGCCAGAACAACGUUGACUUGAAGAUCGACGCUGAGGACCUGGACUCUGACGAUGGCGAGGCCCAACACACCCCCAGCUCCGACUCGGCCGCCGACGACUUUGAGCUCCUCGAGAAGUCGACUGAUUCCUUGGGCAAGGCCAAGGCUUCUGGCGCACACACUGGCGGCAGGUCCAACAAGCGCAAGAACAAGAAGCGUUGAGAGGAGAACGGGCUGAGGGAUGCCAAAUAGCUGCCCGUCCACACCCUUUUCUAAUUUGUUUUCGUUGCUGUGACGUGACGGGUUGUGUGGCGUUGAUAGCCUGAGCUGCUUGUCUCAGCCUCGAGAUCAGAGGGCUGCGUGCUGCACCAUGAGGCUGCGGUCGCUCUCGCAAUGCAUGUAGCUUAAGCACGAAUGCAGAACAAAAAAAUCGAGUACAGAAGAAGGCCCGACUUAAUUCCCGAAAUAGUGGUGAUGGCAUCAGUGCGCUGCAUGUGCAUUAAUUAAGGUUUGUCCAAAGGGAACGUGGAAGAAGGGUUUAAUCAUCCGAGAUGCUUCUCUGUCGCGUCUGACAUCUGCGAGACAAAGGCAGGCAGGCAGGUAGGUAGGUCUCUGCGAGAAGGAAUGGGUAAUGAAUGAGAGCCUAUAAAUAGGCAUUUUCUGGCACUGUGCCAGAGGAUGGGACUUUCCCUUCUGCA